AUGUCUAAACAAAAUAGUACCGACAAUAAUAAGGAAAAAGAUGCAUCUAAUGUUCCAAAAUUUGGGGUUAGACACAUUCAAGCCUUGUUAUGCUUCACAUUACUAGCUGUGGGUUACUCUAUGAGAAUGAACAUCUCUGUAGCAAUUGAAGCUAUGACUCAACCGACUUCAGACAAUCCCGAUAUACCAGUAUUUGAUUGGACGGAUCAGAGUUUAGUUCUUGCUUCCUUCUUUUGGGGAUAUUGGUGCACGCAAACACCUGCAGCUUUCUUAGGAAAAAAGUACGGUCCCAAAUGGUUUCUAACAAUUGUAAUGUCUUUAAAUUCCAUUCUGUGUGCUAUUACUCCUUUGGUGGCUGAACAUCUAGGUUCCAAAGGUGUUAUGGUAAUAAGAGUAAUACAAGGAUUGUCACAAGGGUUUUUGUUUCCGUCAGUACACACAAUGUUGACGAAUUGGGCACCGUUGCCUGAACGAUCUGGAAUGAAUGGGUUUGUCUACUCUGGUGCCACUAUUGGUACAGUUAUUGUGAUGCCUGUAACUGGAUUCAUUUCGGAAAGUUGGGUGGGUUGGCCAACUUCAUAUUACUUGUUCGCUGGUAUAGGUGUUGUUUGGACUAUUGCUUGGGUGUUUCUUGGGGCCAACAAACCAUCUUUGCACAAAUACAUUUCUAAGGAAGAAAGAGAAUAUAUAGAAAAGUCGUUAGGACAUGAAGAUCACAAAGAGCACAAUACUCCAUGGCGGGAAAUUCUUACUUCAAGACCAUUUUUUGGUAUUGUUGUGACAUCUAUAAGUGUCGGUUUUGGGAAUACAUUUUUGUUGACUGAAACACCUACAUAUAUGAACAAAAUUUUGGGCUUGGAUAUAUCUAAGAAUAGUACAUUAUCUGCAGCUCCGUCAUUAGCUGGUUUUCUUGCUCUAUUGGUUAUCAGUCCAUUAUCAGACUUCCUAAUUAACAGAAAUAUUUUGUCAAGACUUCUUACAAGAAAAAUUUUCAACACCAUUGGUACAGUAGUUCCUGCAAUUGGUAUGACUGCCAUCAGUUUUCUACCAAAAGAUCAAGUAAAUUUAUCGGUCGCACUUUUAAUUUUCAAUGGUGCUGUUGGCUCAGGUUAUACUUGUGGAGCUAUGGUAAAUCUGUUAGAUUUAUCACCAAAUCAUGGUGGCAUUCUAAUGGGUUUGGCAAAUGGUUGUGGAAAUAUUUUUGCCAAUUUUGGACCUCUUAUCGUACAAUAUGUUGUCACAGACACCACUAACCAGUCGCAGUGGAGGAUUGUUUUUAUUUUAUCAGCUUGUGUAUAUAUUGUAGCAGAUUGUAUUUAUUUGAUAUUUGCUUCUACUGAUGUUCAAAGUUGGAAUGAAGAAUCUCAUGAUACAAUAGAAAAUUAUGAGAAGGAUGAUCCAAAGUUUAAGGUAUAAAAAUAUUGUAUGUUUUUUCUUUAAACGAAAAUUUUGAUUCAUAUUGAAUCACAAAAAUAAUUUAAACACAUAUAUUUAUAUCAAUAUUGAUGUAUAUUUUAA
Messenger RNA from Aethina tumida (small hive beetle), 1518 nucleotides. RefSeq names its product putative inorganic phosphate cotransporter. Gene Ontology annotation, biological process: transmembrane transport; monoatomic anion transport. The transcript is spliced from 8 exons. Gene Ontology annotation, molecular function: transmembrane transporter activity. Bases 1 to 1416 code for a protein of 471 amino acids. Gene Ontology annotation, cellular component: plasma membrane. The record is from RefSeq and is a predicted model, not a curated record. NCBI's taxonomy places the organism in Eukaryota, Metazoa, Arthropoda, Insecta, Coleoptera, Nitidulidae.